AUGUACACGCUCAUAUUCACCACGCUGGGGUUCAUGCUCGUGUUCCGCAUGGCUCGCGCGGCGGUCAGGUUCUGGGACUGCCGAGCGGCGUGGGGCGCCAUAAUCUUCAAGUCGUACUCGCUGUGCGACAACGCCAUCGUCGCCAUCGGACCCAUCGCGCCGUCGCAGGCCGAGGAGCUCGUUCGCUGGUGCGUCGCCUUUGGCGUGGGCGUCAAGUGCGUGUUACGACGGGAGAGGUUUCCGUUCGAACAAGUCGCGGGGUUCCUCGGCGCGGACGAGGUGGAGACGAUGGAAAAGGACGCGAAGCACUUUGCGCUAUACCCGUCGGCGCACCACCCUGUUCGAAAGAUGGAACCGCACAUGGCGGCGCAGCUGAUGCAGACGAUGGAGAAGGACAUCGCCGCCCUGAUCGACCACUGCGGAACCAUGGAACGCAUCAAGGCCACCCGGUUGCCCAUAGCCUACGUGUCGCACCUGCGGACGAUCCUGAUGGGGUUCGUGCUCUGCCUGCCGUUCGUGUACGAGGGGUACUGGGGAUGGGGCACGAUUCCAGCCGUCGCGGCGAUGGCGUUUGCGCUGCUGGGCAUCGAGGGGGCGGCGACGGAGUGCGAGAACCCGUUCAGCCCGAAGCGGACGAAUCACCUCGGCAUGGACGGGUUCUGCGAGACGACGCAGCGGGAGGUCAUGGAGCUUCUGCAGUGGUGGAGAAAGGAGGAGGGCGAGGAGUAG
Micromonas commoda is the source of this 729-nucleotide messenger RNA. RefSeq lists its product with no specific name. Bases 1 to 729 code for a protein of 242 amino acids. The transcript has 2 exons. The record is from RefSeq and is a predicted model, not a curated record. NCBI's taxonomy places the organism in Eukaryota, Viridiplantae, Chlorophyta, Mamiellophyceae, Mamiellales, Mamiellaceae. Gene Ontology annotation, molecular function: chloride channel activity.